Molecule: messenger RNA, 7652 nt
Organism: Lepisosteus oculatus (spotted gar)
Lineage: Eukaryota; Metazoa; Chordata; Actinopteri; Semionotiformes; Lepisosteidae
Source: RefSeq, a predicted model, not a curated record
GAGCCGUCCGCAUGUGAACUGCCGUGGCAAAGAGAAAAUAAAAGGGUCAUUAUUUACCAAUACAUACUGGACAAUCUUUCCUCUGAAAAGAAGUUAUUUCAAAGGACCUGGAAGCAUUGGAUGAAGAUGUUUAGUAAGCCUGAAAAAAAGAGGAUCCGUAAACUGACGUUUCCCAGACUAGUGUUCUUAAUUUUGUCUUUAAUAAACUAUAGUGCUUUUGGUCAGAUAAUCUGUAGCAGACAGAUGUCCACUGAUUGGCACUUACAGCCACAGAACAUCACAAUCAAGUGGACCUUGACAGAAAAUAUUUGCUCAGAUGACUCUGAGUGCUGGAAUAUUAAAAAGAAAGAUGGGGAAAAGCAUAUGUCCAACAUUGAACUUUUUAACUUCCCACAAAUAUGUCCCCUUCAUUUACAACUAGGAGACAAAUUGUUUGUUUCUUUUGAUUCAACAUUAGAAUUAUAUGGGAUCAAGAUUAUCAAUGUGUCCAAAUAUGAAUUUGAAAGUUGUUCUACAACUAGCUAUUCUGAAGAUCAGGUACUCUUCAUGAACGACAUGAAGGACGAUAAAGAAGUUAACUCCAAGUGGCUUACUCCUGCCACUCAUUACUUUAUAGCCAUCCAUGAAGACAAUCCUCAGUUAUGCAAGUUGGGUCUUCGAAUUAAUGUGACUGUGAAGGAACAGUAUUGUACAGGCUCCAGAAAUGCACAGCUUUGCUCUGGAAAUGGGGUUUGUUUGACUCGUGUCUGGGAAAAGAAGUACAGCUGCCAAUGCAACAAAACCUAUUCUGGAGAGUUCUGUGAAGAGUACGAUGCUUGUUCUGAAAACCCUUGUUGGAGUGGCGCAACCUGCCGGAGCCAUGCAGUAACAUCCCAUCAGAGCAAGCCAUAUGAGUGCAUAUGUCCUUCCAAGUUUACAGGUAUCCAUUGUUUUGAUGUCAUUGGUAACUGCAGCCCUUCCUCAUGUCAUAAUGGAAGCUGCCACAUCAUAACUCCAAACUCCUUUCAAUGUGUCUGUGACCAGGGGUUUACAGGUCCAUUAUGUGAACAAAAGAAGGCACCUUGUGACUCACAGCCAUGUAAAAAUGGAGGCGUAUGCAAGAACAACAAGGCAGAAUUCAUUUGUGAUUGUCUACCUGGAUUUACCGGAAACAUCUGUGACACUAAACUGGAUGAAUGCAUGUCAUAUGGAUGUCAUCAUGAAAUAGCAUGCGUCACAGACGAAAAUUGUGAGCGUCAGAGGGAUCUAUGCGGCUCGGCCCCCUGUAUGAAUAAUGGCAGUUGUGAAGAUCUGGCAAAUGACUAUUAUUGCAGAUGCCUUAGAGGGUUUACUGGGAAGAACUGUGAGGAUAUAAUUGACUACUGCAGGCUGCUCAGCGUCAACUGUCUGAAUGAAGGAUUGUGUCUCAAUAUAAUUGGCGGAUAUAGUUGUCUUUGUGCUCCAGGCUGGACAGGAGAGUUCUGUGAAUAUGUGGAGAAUGCAUGUCUGAUAUAUCCAGACAGAUGCACCAAGGGAGCAACAUGUAUUGAUGUCAGUCUGCCAAAGACACCACCAAAAUACAAAUGUAUUUGCCAACAUGGCUACACAGGAGAGCACUGUGAGACAGAAAUAAAUGAAUGCAUUUCCAACCCGUGCAGACACGAGGGAUCUUGCAGUGACUUUGUUGGACACUAUAAGUGCACAUGCCCCAUGGGUUUUUCAGGACACAACUGUGAGGUGGAUAUAAAUGCCUGUGAUUUUCUGAACACCAGCUGCCCUCUUGACUACUUGUGUGUAGAUCUGCCGAUUGGACUUCAGUAUGUGUGCCUCCUACCAUGUCCUGGGCACAUAAAGCAGACAUGUGCAAAUGGGGGCCGCUGUUUCCUGAAGGACGCUGAGAGCUACACCUGUGUCUGCCCAUCUGGGUGGACUGGACAUAAUUGUUUGGAAAACAUAGACGAAUGUGAAGAGCACUGGUGUCAGAAUGGAGCUACCUGUGAGGAUGCCAUCAAUGGCUACAGGUGUGUGUGUCCUCGUGGAUUUACUGGACCAUUCUGUGAAUCCAGUAUUGAUUACUGCUUGGGAAGUCAGUGUUCAAAUCUCAGCACCUGUGUGGUCCAGCAGUACAGUUAUACAUGCCGCUGCAUGCUUGGAUAUGAAGGGCAGUUCUGUGAAAUGGAAAUCAAUGAGUGCAACAGUUCCCCAUGUAAAAAUGGAGCCAGAUGUGUGGAUCUAGUUGGUGACUUCUUAUGUCAUUGUGCUGUAGGGUUCGAAGGAAGGACGUGCUCUGAAAAUGUGGAUGACUGCUGGUCUAGACCUUGUCUUAAUGGAGGGUCCUGUAUUGACCUUAUCAAUAAAUACCAAUGCCUUUGCCCUUUUGGUUUUGAGGGAGAAGACUGCUCAGUAGACCUGGACCUUUGUGGAAUGGAUUUAUGCCACACGCACACAAUGGAAUGUGUAGAAACCGACAAUGGGCAGAAUGUUAGCUGUUUAUGUGACAAGGGUUUCAUUGGGCAUUUCUGUGAGAUAAAUGUAAAUGAGUGUGACUCCGAGCCCUGUCAGAAUGGUGCCGUGUGUUUGGAUGAUGUCAGCAGAUACUUUUGUUUUUGCCCUGAAGGCUUUGAGGGCCUGAACUGUGAGAUUAAUUUUAAUGAAUGUGACUAUGGAUUUUGCACAAACAACUCUACAUGUACUGACCUGGUGGGUGACUAUGAGUGUACAUGUCCUCCGGGUUUUACUGACAAAAACUGCUCUACUGAUAUUAAUGGAUGUGAGUCUGAGGCUGACCCAUGCAGAAAUGGUGGCACUUGCUACAAUCUGAUUGGGGAGUAUCGUUGUGUCUGUGCACCUGGGUUCACUGGCGAUUUCUGUGAGGUAAACAUUGACAACUGUCAGGAGAGGCCUUGUGGAGCGCUGAGUAUUUGCAGAGAUGCCCUGGAUUCUUAUGAGUGCUUCUGUGCUCCUGGAUUUAUAGGCAAUAACUGUGAGAUUGAAGUAGAUGAGUGUCGGAGUGACCCCUGCCAGAAUGGUGGCACUUGCUUUGAUGAGCUGGAUGCCUUUAGCUGUCUGUGCCCUGCAGGAAUUGAAGGCAGCUCUUGUGAGAUCAACACAAAUGAGUGUCAAUCAUUGCCUUGUCUCCAUAAUGCAACAUGUACUGACCUUAUCAAUGGGUACGAAUGCAGUUGCCUACCAGGAUUCACUGGUGCACAUUGUGAAACUGACAUAGACGAGUGCGCUUCUUCUCCCUGCAAGAACGGUGCCACUUGCAUUGACCAGCCUGGUAAUUACUUCUGCCAAUGUGUGGCUCCAUUUAAAGAAAUUAUCAGAGGCCAGAACUGUGAAUUCAGGCCUUGUGAGGCCAAUAAUCCUUGUGAGAACGGGGCUGACUGUGUGGAGGAGAUGGAGCUGGACACAUUCCCCCUCGGAUUCCGCUGUCAGUGUGUGACAGGCUUUACUGGGCCACGCUGCGAGAUCAAUGUCAAUGAGUGCAGCUCCAACCCGUGCCUCAAUGGAUACUGCUAUGAUGUUGUAGGUGGGUUUUACUGCCUCUGUAACCCAGGGUUUGCUGGAGUGAGGUGUGAGCAGGACAUCGAUGACUGUGUUAACCAUGUGUGUGAAAACAAUUCAACAUGCUUGGAUCUCCAUUUGACCUACCAGUGUCUCUGUCUUCCUGGCUGGGAAGGAGAGUUCUGCCAGCAAGAAAUUGAUGAGUGUGCUUCUUACCCCUGCAAGAACAAUGCAUCCUGCACUGACCUCUUCAACAGCUACAGCUGUACCUGUGCUCUGGGUUGGAAAGGGGAGGACUGCAACGAAGAUGUGAAUGAAUGUGAAUCCAGCCCUUGCCUAAACGGUGCCACAUGCAUUGAAUCUGCCCUGCCAGGAAUAUUUAAAUGCAUCUGCCCUCCAUUCUUCACCGGCGGCUUGUGUAAACAGCCCUACGAUCCCUGUGACACACACUACAAUCCAUGCAUGCACAACUCCACCUGCUUGACACAGAUCAACGGGACUGCAAUCUGCAUCUGUCAUGAGGGAUUUGAAGGUAUUCACUGUGAAAUUGACACCAACGAGUGCAGCUCUGGCCCUUGCCAGAAUCAGGGUCAUUGUCUGGAUGGGGUCAGUAGCUACAGCUGUGAGUGUAAGCCUGGGUUUUCUGGCUCUCAUUGUGAGGAGGACAUCAAUGAAUGUGCCUCAAUACCUUGCAAAAACAAAGGGACAUGCCACGAUCUUAUAAACAGGUUCCGCUGUGAUUGUACACCUGGGUACUUUGGAUCUCUCUGUGAGUUAGACGUCAAUGAGUGUGAGGCAUCGCCGUGCCUGCAUGAAGGCAGCUGCAUCAACAUGCCUGGAGGCUUCCAGUGUGUUUGUCUCCCCGGAUUCUCAGGUAAAUGGUGUGAAGUAGAUGUCAAUGAAUGUGCCUCAGAUCCAUGCCUGAACAGUGGAAGAUGUAUUGAUGAUGUCAAUCGUUAUCAGUGUUUGUGUGCCAGAGGCUUUAUGGGAUCAAAUUGUGAAACAAACAUUGAUGAAUGUGCAUCAAACCCUUGUCUUCAUGGGAGUUGCACUGAUGAGAUUAACAAGUAUGUGUGUCAUUGUGAACCUGGCUGGACCAGUGAAAGAUGUGAGAUUAAUAUUAAUGAGUGUGAUUCCAAUCCCUGCUUCAAUGGAGCAUCCUGCGUUGAUCUUGUCAACAAAUAUGCAUGUUUCUGCCUGGACGGUUACUAUGGAAAGCUCUGUGAAAUAGAUAUGGACGUCUGCCAGGAUUCCCCACAGACGUUCUCUCUCUGCUUCAAUGGAGGAACAUGCCUGGAUGGACCUGCUGCCAAUUUCACCUGCAGAUGUCCUUCAGGAUUUUUGGGAGACUUUUGUGAGGUUGAGAUUAAUGAAUGCUUCUCAGCACCAUGUCUCCAUGGAGCUAUCUGCCAAGACCUUGUGGAUGGGUAUCUCUGCCACUGUAGACCAGGUUGGACAGGCCGUCACUGUGAGAAUGACAUUAAUGAGUGCCAGUCAGGGCCGUGUGACCAGGGGAUGUGUAUCCAGAAGCAGCCUGGUCAUGGCUACACCUGCUUUUGUCGUCCUGGAUUUGUGGGAAAGAACUGUGAACAUAACUACAAUGACUGUCUGAUCCAGUCCUGCCCAGAUGAGUAUUAUUGUGUGGAUGGAAUUAACAAUGUCACCUGCAUUCCCGCUAUUACAUCCACUCAUAACGUGACUGGAAUCACUCAGACAACCGAUUGGAGCCCCCUUAUCAAUCCCACACCAGUGCUGCUGUCCUCAGCUCACUUAGAAGCAAGCUUACACGGUGCAUACCAAACAGAAGGUGAAGAGUUCACUUCUGUGUACUACUCUGGUGAUUCGUAUAUGGAGUUCGAUGGCAUUGACCUGGUGCCGUCCUUGAAUAUUUCCCUCAGAUUUCAAACAGAACACUCAGAAGGAACCAUUCUUUAUGCAGAUAAACGACGAGGCACAAAUGUCUUUUUCAUUAAACUUGCUGUUGAGCAAGGAUGGCUACAGUAUUACUACUGCUGUAGUCAAGAAGAGAGAGGAAGAAACCUAAAUACAACUAUUCGGGUUGAUGAUGGAGGAGAGUACAUGGUUCGCAUCAGACAACACCAGGCGUCUUGUGAAGUGGACGUGACUGUGUCUGGGUUUGAGACUGUUGGGAGCUUGCCCAGUAAUUACUGGCCAGGACUCCACAUACAAAAAGCAGGCCCUCUCUUCCUUGGGGGUUUACCUUCAAGCUACUGGCCGUAUCAGGGUGCAGAACCAUUCUACAACUUUACAGGCUGCAUUGAAAUAAUAGAAAUCAAUAAGCUGAGUGGUUUCUACCCUUCCAAUGCUGUAAGCAGGAGCAGUGUCAGCACCUGCAGGUUCCCCUGGCAUACAGAAACAUCAACAGCUUUAAAAGCAAGUCAAUCUCCCUGGACCACUGCCAUCAGCAAAGUGCCUGCAUUUUCACAGUUUCCAACACCAGCUCCAUCUCCGCCGGCCUCCUCCUGUCAAGAGAUGCUAUGUCAAAAUGGGGGAACUUGCCGGCAUGUGCAACUGAAGAGUGGUGCCACUUCCUUUGAGUGUGAAUGUCCUCUACAUUUUACAGGUCGCUUCUGUGAAAAAGAUACAGCAGUAUUUUUCCCAUCUUUUAAUGGAAAGUCUUACAUGGAGAUCCCUUCACCUCUGGCUCUGCUGAAGCACGGCACUGACAGUGACCCCCCGUUAUCUCCAGAUGCAGAAAACCCUGUUACCCUUUACAUCACAGUGAAAACAAAUGCUUCACAGGGCACCAUACUUUACAGUCGAGAAGAAAACUUCGGGGAUCGUUUUUUGCACGUAUUCCUGAAUGAUGGAAGACCAGUAGUGAAGUUUGGUUGCAGUGGUAUCCAUAUUUUGACUGCGUGGGCAGAUCAGAACAUCAGCAAUGAUAAACUGACACCAGUCACAAUACGAUAUCAGCUGCCUGUUGGUACAAAUGGAGGACACUGUAUUAUAGGAGUAGCUGUGGAUAAUGGUCCUCUUACACUGCAGAAAGAAUACCUGCACCAACGUGUGUCAGAGGUUACUUUUGGCCCACUAUUCCUCGGAGAUAUUCCCUCACAUUCUGAACUGCACGAUGGAGCUGGGGAGGUAAUUGGCUUUCUUGGUUGCAUUAGAGAGCUGCAAGUGAAUACAAAGGAGCUCUGUAUUGUGGAGGAAGCAGUGAGAGGGAGAAACAUUGAGAACUGCAACACCCCUGUCUGCCAGCACAACCCCUGUCGCAAUGGAGGCACGUGUGUCAGUGAUUCAGAAAACUGGUUUUGCAAAUGCCCUGACUUCUACUCUGGAAAACUCUGCCAGUUUCAUGCCUGUGACAGAAGCCCUUGCAGUCACGGUGCGACCUGCAUACCCACAUCUACCCAGGAUGCAGUGUGUCUGUGCCCAUAUGGGAGAGCAGGGGUCCUGUGUGACGAAGCUAUCAAUAUCACCAGGGCCAGAUUUAGUGGAACAGAUGAGUUUGGAUAUACAUCUUAUAUGGCGUAUUCCAGAAUCCCAAAUAUGGACUCCUACUAUGAAUUCCAACUGAAACUGACAUUUGCCAACAAUGGGUCUGCUGUAAAGGACAACAUUAUCCUUUUCACUGGACAAAAAGGGAAAGGUAUCAAUGGGGAUGAUUUCCUGGUCCUGGGUGUGCGCAAUGGCCAAAUUGUGUACAAAUUUAAUCUGGGAUCUGGAGUCACCACCAUUUUAAGUGAACCCCUCACGCUGGGCCAGCGUGUCCACGUCAUUCGCUUUGGCAGAUUCCUCAAAACGGGCUGGCUGAAGGUGGAUGAGCAAAAGAAUAAGACUGGAUCUUCUCCAGGACACUUGGUUGGUUUGAAUGUUUUCAGCAAGUUCUUUCUGGGUGGAUACAAUGAGUAUACUCCAGAACUACUGCCCGUGGGUGCUCAGUUCCAGAAUGGGUUUCAGGGCUGCAUCUUUGAUCUGCAAGUUCGGACUAAGAGGACGGCCCAGUUCCGAGCUCCAGGAGAGCCAGAGGUCCAUGCUGAUGCUGGCCGCAGCGUGGGUCAGUGUGAAAGCACAGCGUGCACAAUGAUCACCUGCGGGAAUGGAGGAUCAUGUGUGGAUUCGGGCUCCACUGUGUAAUUUAACUUGAACUGUCGAAGAUCUUACUGAUAUUCUAUGUAGUAACUUCAAUCCUUCAUAAA